Dovyalis caffra is the source of this 1179-nucleotide messenger RNA. NCBI's taxonomy places the organism in Eukaryota, Viridiplantae, Streptophyta, Magnoliopsida, Malpighiales, Salicaceae. The record is from the annotation of a GenBank genome assembly.
AUGCCAACUAAUUUCCUGUUUCUUUUGAACAGUUUGACACUUGCAAUUCAUGUAUUAAUUAAAAUGGAAAAAAAUAGUGGUACUAGAGUAAGUGAGCUAUUUGGCAGUUUGGGUAGUUUAUUGAGAAGAUGCAUGUUUCGCAUUCUAUCCAUCGGUCCUAUUCCCAACCAUUUUGCAUUCAUAAUGGACGGAAAUAGAAGAUAUGCCAAAAAGCAACAAUUGGAAGAAGGUGCUGGUCACAGAGCAGGAUUUUCAGUUCUCAUGUCCAUGCUUAAAUACUGCUAUGAGUUGGGAGUAACUUAUGUUACUAUUUAUGCCUUCAGCAUUGAGAAUUUCAAAAGGCGGCCUGAUGAGGUUCAGAACCUGAUGGAUCUGAUUCUGGAAAAGAUUGAAGGGUUGCUCAACGAAGAAAGCAUUGUGAAUGAAUAUGGUAUCAGAGUAUACUUUAUUGGUAAUUUGAAACUUUUGAGUGAGCCUGUCUGGGUGGCAGCAGAGAAGGUUAUGAAGGCUACUGCUAACAACACCAAGUGUAUGCUUUUAAUCUGCAUAGCCUAUACAUCAUGUGAUGAGAUCGUGCAUGCUAUCCAUGAAUCCUGUAAAAAUAAGUGGGAGGAGAUUCAACCUUGUAACUCUCAUAAAGUGUGCAAUGGUGGGAUUGAAGUAGUAGAUGGCAAAAAGAUUGAUGAUGGUGUUUUGCAAAGUGUUCAAGAAUUGUGCAGAGUUGAAACAAAUGAAUUACAAGCAACGAGGGCAAGUACAGCCCGUAGUGGUGUGGCUGAAGGAGUAGAAAGGACUGGGAAAAUAAAUGGUGUGGCUGGGCAUGCUGUCCAUGGAUCCUGUGAUAAAUGGGAUGAAGUUCAAUCAUUGGAGGCAAGCAGAAGUGGCAAUGGUGUGAUUUCAAAUGAAGAGAGCAAGAAGUUGCUGGUGGAUCCUUCGAUACUAAAGGUGGUAGACAUUGAGAGACACAUGUACAUGUCAGUAGCUCCUGAUCCUGAUGUAGUGAUACGAAGUUCUGGGGAGACCCGCCUCAGCAACUUCCUACUUUGGCAGACUAGUAACUGCCUGUUGUAUUCUCCAAAUGCAUUAUGGCCAGAUAUGAGGUUGUGGCACUUGGUGUGGGCAGUAUUGGACUUCCAGCGCAGCCAUUCUUAUUUUGAGAAGAAAAAGAAGCAGUUGUAA